GUUGGCCUGUAACCUUGGAAACAAGCAACAGUCUAUCUGCAGAAGGAAAGCAGACAUGUCAGAAAUUCUGAGGGAUAGAGCAGCCCGCUUGUUGAAGAAGAGGGGCAGCAUCUCCUCUUUAGGGAGCCAUGAAAUCAAGGCAAAAGAAUUUCUUGGAAAAACCAAAGACUCCAUGAGUACAGUGUCUUACGUGGAUGAACCAGGCCACCACGAUGACAUUCUUCGUCCUGCUGUUCAGAUGGAGAACACAUAUCAGUUAGGUCCUGCAAAAUGCUUUCCAGUGGCAAUUGUGAAUAACAUCUUGAAGGAUGUGGUCUCGAGUUACCUUGAAGAAGAAAAAUAUGAAGCAGAGCUGUGCAGACAAAUGACAAAGACCAUCUCAGAGGUAAUUAAGGCUCGAGUAAAAGAUCUUAUGAUACCAAGAUACAAAAUUAUUGUGCUUAUAUAUAUUGGACAACUAGACAAGCAGAGCAUGCAGAUCGGAAGCAGGUGCCUUUGGGAUACUACAAGUGACACUUUUUCCUCAUAUGCCUUCAAAAAUAGAUCAUUGUUUGCUCUUGCAAAUGUCUAUGCAGUUUAUUCUGAGUAACAAAAGAAAUUUAGUGUGAAAUCUCUGGGCCUACACAAUUAGCAACCAUGUUUUUAGUAUGAGUUGCUAAACACACAGUUAUAGUCUGUAGGCCCUAUCAGUAGUAAUUAAUCUGAAAAUAUCAGAGGAUUGAUGCUGGUAUGGAAGGAUAAUACUUGGUUAUGUAAACAAACUCAGGAAGAGAACAAAGCCUCAGGAUAGUAACAAUGAUGUAACAUUUGUGCAUACAAGGCCUACUUAAUCUUGUUUCUGUUCUUGAAUAAUUACUGAAAUAUACAGCCGAUUUACACUUGUUUAUAAGUUCUUGUUGAUCAGUUCAAAGAAUGUCCCUGCUAUUUGAAUCCCAUUUUAGACUUUAUUCGACAGCCUGUGUGUAAUAUUGAGACCAAAAUGCUGUUCUAUUCUCCCCUCUUUUUAAAGUCUUGCUAUAACUUCCGGUGUACAAGGACGCACUUAGUAUUUUAACAGUGAACUUUCCAAGGAGCUGAAAAUGAAAUUUGAAAGCAAAGCGUUGAGAAAGCAACCUGUCAGGUUUGCGGGGCAUCCUCUCAACUAAAGAUUCAAUGAAAAAUCAGAAGACUCAGUGCUGGCAGGCUCUCCACACUUUGCUUGUGUAUAUUGGCUGACAAAUCAACUAAAAUGUUUAAAGGGUGGACAUCAGUUGCAAGGACGAAGCUGAAGUUGGUUCCCAGUUCCCAGUUCCUUAUUCGCAGUUCCUAGUUCCUUAUUCGCAAAGCCAAAGAAAAAUCUUGGGGGGAAAUUGAAAAGCUCUGAACCCCAAAAUGAAGUUUGCAGGGGCACAUAUUAUACACCUCCAGAUUCAGAAGACUCAGCACUCUAAGUGGACCUAUACUGGGCCAUCCUACAAAACCCAGAUCUUGAGUAAACAGCUUCAAAAUAGAAUGCCCCCAGAACAAUUCAAUAAGAAGAAAGGGGCGGCAGCUGCAGCAGAAAAAAACUUUGGAUCACCCCAAAUCACACACCCCUGAACUCCAGAGACUGUCCCCUACAAGAGGACAUGUGCUAGUACUGAUCCAGUCUCUGGUUCUGGACCUAAGGCCUCCUAUGUGGCCCAGCUAGAAAAACCUUGUAUUAGACAUUGCUGUGAAUAAGGAAGUGGGGAAGUAUGAGCCCUCUGAAACCCAAAACAAUCUUUGGAUCACCCCAAAUCACACACCCCUGAACGCCAGAGACUGUCCCCUACAAGAGGACAUGUGCUGGUUCUGAUCCAGUCUCUGGUUCUGGACCUAAGGCCUCGAAUUUGGCCUGCGUCCAAGGACCUUGUAUUAGACAUUGCUUUGAAUAAGGAAGUCGAAAAAAUAUAAGCCCCCUGCACCCUAGAACAAUCUUUGGAUCACCCCAAAUCACAUACCCCUGAACUCCAGAGACUGUCCCCUACAAAAGGACUUGUACUGGUUCUGAUCCAGUCUCUGGUUCCAGAGUUGAGGCCUACUAUUUCACCUUUCUCUCAGAACCUUGUACUUUACAUCGCUGUGAAUAAGGAAGUGGGGAAGUAGGAGCCCUCUGAAAUCCAAAAUAAUCUUUGGAUCACCCCAAAUCACACAAUCCUGUACUCCAGAGACUAUCCCACACAAGAGGACAUGUGCUGGUUCUGAUCCAGUCUCUGGUUCUGGAG
Eublepharis macularius is the source of this 2225-nucleotide messenger RNA. RefSeq names its product dynein light chain Tctex-type family member 5 (gene DYNLT5). The coding region runs from base 56 to 589 and encodes 177 amino acids. NCBI's taxonomy places the organism in Eukaryota, Metazoa, Chordata, Lepidosauria, Squamata, Eublepharidae. Gene Ontology annotation, molecular function: dynein intermediate chain binding. The transcript has 5 exons. The record is from RefSeq and is a predicted model, not a curated record. Gene Ontology annotation, biological process: microtubule-based movement. Gene Ontology annotation, cellular component: cytoplasm; cytoplasmic dynein complex.